AUUUGACAAAAAAGAUGGCAGCGAUUGCCGACUGCUGUCCUUAGAAUUUAUUGCGAAAAUGGCGCAUUAUGUGAUAUUUUCACAUAAUUUAUUAAUUAUAAGUGAAAAUUUGUGUAGUGCUGCUUUGUGAUAGUGUGUUAAUUUACAUGAAUGACAGUGUUCUCGUGUGUAAACAGGACUUCAACUUUCUUUUGGAUAUUGGAUUACACAUAAAAUAAAGCCAAAAUGGUGGUCGGAGAAGCGAAGCGUACCCAGCCGACCAACAUCAUGGACGGCAUAGAGAAUACCGGCGACGUUCGGCUUCAUGACCACAGACUGCGUCUCAAACAGAGAUUCGAUAUAGUUAGAAAAUUAGGACAAGGCACAUACGGUAAAGUGCAGCUGGGUAUAAAUAAGAAAACCGGUCAGGAGGUCGCCAUCAAGACUAUAAAGAAAUGCAAAAUAGAGUCGGAGGCGGAUCUGGUGCGCAUCCGACGAGAGGUGCAGAUCAUGUCCUCAGUCAGGCAUCCCAAUAUCGUGCAUAUAUAUGAAGUGUUUGAAAACAGUGAGAAAAUGAUUCUCGUUAUGGAGUACUGUUCCGGCGGAGAGCUAUACGACUACCUCAGCCAAAAGAAAGUAUUAGAAGAGGAGGAAGCAAGAAGGUUGUUCCGACAGAUCGCUACAGCUGUUUACUACUGUCACAUACAUAAGAUUUGCCACAGAGAUUUAAAAUUAGAAAAUGUCUUACUGGACGACACUGGUAGUGCUAAGAUUGCGGACUUUGGUCUGUCGAACGUGUUCAAAGAGACCUCUUUAUUGUCUACAUUUUGCGGUUCGCCGCUUUACGCCUCGCCCGAGAUCGUUAAAGGAACACCAUAUAUCGGCCCAGAGGUUGACUGCUGGUCGCUGGGCGUACUGCUGUACACGCUCGUGUACGGCGCCAUGCCCUUCGAUGGCUCUAAUUUCAAGCGCCUCGUGCGACAGAUCAGCAACGGAGAUUACUACGAACCUAAGAACCCAUCCACCGCGUCUCCGCUUAUACGCGACAUGCUCACAGUAGAUCCGCUAAAGCGCGCCGAUAUUGCAUACAUUUGUGAUCAUCCCUGGGUGAACGCCGGCUGUCCGUCCUCGUGCCUGGAUCUGGCGCAGGCGCUGGCCGCGGAGACGCCGGUGCGGCUGGACCUGCUGCUCUCCCUCGCGCCCGCCGCCGCCUCGCACACCAACUCCGUCGUCGUGCCUACUCAGGCUGAGCUCGGUCCCGAGGAGAGUUGCACCGAUCUUACCAGCUCCACAUCUAUCCCGGUGGAGCCCAGCAAUUCUGCCGAGAAGAGAAUACUAGAACUAGUCGCCGAGGGAGGUGAGGACGCGAUAAAGCCGUCACCGACGCGCACGAUCGUGUCUGCGAGCGACAACAAGCGCAAGCUGGAGCUGGCCAUGUCUGCCAGCGGACUGCACAGGAAGAAGGAGAAGGUCGCUAGCUGCGCGAGCGUGACGCAGCUGCCGGCCGCGCUGCCCGAGGAAGGAUCGUUGGACUCACCGCCUGCAGACGAGGACCUAACCACUGACCAGCCUCAGCCAUGUCUUAAGUCCUCUGCUACAAUGACGAUAACGCCGGCGCCGGUGGAGCUGGCCAAAGACGCGACAGUCGACAUUGCCAAGAAAAUGCCCAAAGAGGAGGAGAUCAACGACAAGCCGCGCCCCACCACCAACAAGGUCACCUCACCCAAAGUCGAGGAGAAAUCACCAUUUGAAAAACAAGAAGAAAUAAAGCAGGUGGAGGAGCAAUCGCCCACUAGCGAGUCGUGCAGCAGCCCCGGGGAGCCGAUCAAGAAGUCGGCGCGCGAGUUCAUCAUCCCCAUUGCGGUGGAGGGCAAGGGGUACGUGACGCCGCGACAGCGCAGCCUCGAGCCCGAGACCCACACCGCGCACUCCGCGCACACCUCGCGACUGGCGCGCACGCACAAACCGAGACGUAUCAGCAGUCUCGUCAGCGGGGGUGAAUCUGAAGAGGAAGAUGAUACUCAUAUGCAUAGGCUGAGGUCGACUCGUGCUGCGCGCGCGGAGUCUGUCAGCUCUGGAGAAGAAGAUGAAGAGGACGAAGGAUUCCACUUGCUCACCGCGGAGAAUCUCUUCUCCACGCUCUUGCACAGGGUGCGCGCGCUGACUCAGCGGCUGAACGGCGAGGAGGGUCCCGGCUUCCCGCAGCAUCCGCAUUCGCUCUUCAACAAUCUGCAGUCGCCGUUCUUCAACAGCCCACACUUACCAAGGAGACAUCUCUUCACUCAUAAAUUUGUGGAAAGUAAACGAAGUGUCUCGGAAACUGAUUUAUCGUGUAUUCCGCAGACGCGAGGGCUGGGGCUCGCGAGAGCUGCACUCCGACUGGGAGUCCAUGUUCAACAAGAGCCGGCAGCCGAUGCCAAGAGUUGGGUUGCGCGUUACACUGCAUGCUCCGACCAAAUCUUCACUUCACAGCGGCAACAGCGCCAACCACAAACCCGCUACAAACGACACACAGGAAUAGGUAGUUGUAAGAAAGCCGGCAAGAAGCAACAAACGUCGAAAGCACAGCAAACGGAAACGGAGCGCGGUUUAGAUCUGUCGGAUUUGGACUUGAGCUCCAUAGAGUUCUCGGAGCGGGAGAUGGCCGCGCUGUCGGGCCUCACGCCGGCGCUCUCUCGCCGCUUGCAGCAGCAGCUGCUCGCGCACCUGCCGCCCGCCGCCGCGCGCUCGCUGCGCCGCACGCUCUCGCUGCACGCCGCGCCGCCGCCCGCAGCCACCGCCGCGCCACACGCGCCCCACGCGCCUCACGCCCGCCAGCGCGCGCACCGCAGUCACUCCGCCUCCAAAUACAACGAACCGACUAAUUCUGACAUCCUCCAUCGACUCGCGCCCGUCGACGACAAUCAACCACGAGCACCCACUCCCACACCGGAUACAAAGUCGGACCUCGAAGAAAACAACGCUAACGAUCAAAUCCGAGAUGAUGCUGAAACUAAAGGCGUCCAACGCCGCUACCUGCGGGGACACUCAGUUAAAUCCAUAGAUAAUGAUACCUCCAAAGACAAUACUCCGGAGCAGAAUACCGAUAGAACUGUUUCUCACUCACCAAAUAAUGAUUCCAAGAGAACUGACGGUCUCACUGCAGAAAACGAGGAAUCGGAAAGAAUCAAUAGAAAUGAUGACAUGGAUUUAGUAACAUCUUCGCACGUGGCCCAGUUUUGUACGCUGCCGCGUCUCAAACGAAACUCAGUAACGUCUCGAGAUUCCACAUCACCCGUUUCUGUCGUAGAUUCAGUAGGAUAUGAUUUUUCAGCGAAAAAUGUUGUAGGAAAGGAGGCCACUACGUCCAGAGCCAGUAGCAUCCGCAACUCGCAGGAUCGGCCGCUUCUUAGCAAAUAUUUAAUUCCAGAUCGACAUUUAUCUUUAGACGAAUCGUACACGUCUGAUACGGGAAGUAUAAUAUCUGAACCGAGCUAUAUCGCCGCAUACGGCACGUCGCCUUUGGGCAAUACCUCCGGGUUAGGUUUCAGGCGACAUUCGAUGAGGCUCCCGGGUGACCAACCCAGGAAACGCAUUUCGAGGUUCCUCAGGUCGGACUUUUAUGACACUCCCCCUGACGAUAGUCUUUACGCAAAACACAAAAAGGAAAAAGAGUUAGAAACCCAAAAAAUUCUUAAAGAAAUACGAGAAAAGAAAAACAAAUCAUUGGAUUCUCCAAAAAGCCCCGUAGAAAGUAAUGAAACGUCAAUUUUAAAUAAGGAUGACUCGGCUUAUGUUCGUAAAUGCUUAUCGCCAGUAGGUAAUUUAUUAAGUAGGGAACGUAGCAGAUCUACUACGCCAUUUUUCCCGAUUUUAGAUAAUAUCAAAGAAACUAAUUUAGACACUUCAUUGACGAUAACAGACUCAAAGAAAAAUGACUUGCGUAAAAGUAGUUUUAUAGAAGAGAAACUUCAAAACAAGGAAUCAAAAAUGGCCAGACCUAAGAGCUAUCCAAUAAAAAGUUUUAAUUCGUUAGAUGAAUCUAGCAAAACUCGGGCACAAGAAACAUCCGAAACCAUAGAUCGCGAAAGCGAAGAAAGAAAAUUAACACGAGAAUCUAAACUAAUACGCCCUAAGAGUUAUCCUGCUAGCACACCAUCACCGGAAAAAAUAAAUUCUAAUAAAAAUGGGAAGAGAGAUGGUUUAAAAGAAUCAUUAAGUUCAAAAGAAGAAAAUAAUAAGAACGAAAACAAAACUGACGUGGAGGUAAGCUUUAACUUUACGUUGCCUAAGAAAAAAAAUUUAAUUACGAAAUCAGAAACAUCAACUAAAAAUACAGAUUUAUCAGAACUAAAAUCGGAGUUAAAACAAGAAGUUGCCGCGCCGACACUAGUACUGAAAUAUAAAAUAAUAAAUGAGGAUGCAGACACACACACUGGAAACGGUAAAAUCGUUGAUAAUGCUACAUUGAAUGGGUCUGCAGUGGAAGACACUACUAAAGUAGUAGAUGUUAAAAAAUCGGACAGUGAUACUAAUAAAAAAAUUGUUAAAAAGAAAAUUAUAAAAAAAGUUUCAUCAAAAUCAAAGACUGAUGCAAUUAGUAGUGAAGAAACCAACGAUGGUACGAAGUCAACCGAUAAGAAAAAAGUGGUUAAGAAAGUGAAAGAAAAAAGUAGCGAGGAUAGUAAAGCUACAACUGUAAAAAAGAAAUCUGUUUUGCAAUCUAUAGGUCAUAAGUUAGAAAAAUUAGCGUCAUCAAAAUCGAAUUCCCCAGAGAAAUCAUCUCAAAGUAGUAUACCAUCAAAAGAUCUUAAGAAAGAAUGUUCCAAAUUAAACAGAUUGCAACGAGAACAAUCUGUUCCCGUAGACACCGAUCCUCCUACCGAAUCUAAUCUUAUCAAAAGAGCCGUCACUCUUACAGAUGUCGCCGCUUUAGAUAGUCAAAAUGUACCACAGAAUAAAACCACUGUUUCCAAAGUGUUAGGACUCUUCAAGAAAUUUGAAUCAAAAGAAAGAAGUCCAAAGUCUGUUAUCGAAAAUCCUGCGAGUGAAGACACUACUAUGAUCAAUAGUAAAAGUAACAAAUUUGAUACAAGUACCGAAACGAAUUUAGAGAACGACAAAGAUAAACCUAAAAGGCCGACAUCAUUAUUAUUAAAUGGCUUAGGACGUAAAAAUAAAUACAAUAAAUCAGCAAGUGACAGUGUUUCCAUUGCCUCAUUAGAAACAGACGAGCAGCCAGUACUUAAGAAAGAUCGUGAACCGAAAGGUGUUAGAAAUACUUUAAAAUUAGAUUUCUCCAAAUUGCCAAGAGUAAAAAAAAUAGUUCCUACAAAUCCUGUGAUAGAACCGCAAAUUAUGAAUAUAUCUUCGACUGAGAAAGAAAAUGAAAAGAAAAAUAUUUUAGAAAAAAAUCAAACGAUAAUCGAAAGUAAUGACAAAAACGACACAAACGAUUCACAUUCUCGCAGUCGCUCAAGAAGCAGGUCGAUCUACUCUAAUUCCGAUGUUAAGUCUGAACACAGUGCAGAGAUUAAAGGCGCAGAUAAACUUUCCGAAAGGCUCACUGGAAACUCGAUUCUUAGAUCUAUGCGCAACAAGGAUUCCAUCAGUCCCGAAAAGGAAGACAUCGUAGACAGGAUUCGAAGAAAAAGCUUUUAUUCCAGAUUCAACGAAAAAAAGCAAAGACGAAAAAGUAGCUUAGUGGGCCCCGGCGCCAUCGAAUAUGACCCCGUGGCGAGGCUGCACUCGCAGCCCACGGAGACCAAACUGGACGUCUCCCCCUCGUCCUCCAUCAACUACGACUUGUCGCCCGGCUACUCCAACGCGUCAGACUUGUCACCGUCCACCGAUCGCUACAGAUCCCUCUUCACUGAUCUUCCAAGUGCACGGGGUUUGAGGUACGAUGGCAUCAAUGAAAAAGUUGACACAUACCGGUCACUGGAUCGAAAUGAUUUCAGGAAAUAUUCAAGCGGCAGGAGUUACCUAGAUUAUGAUCAGACAGGAACUUAUGGCGGCCAUAGGUACUCACGAACGAAAUCUCUCCUCGAAAAUUGUGAUGGUAACGAGGAGCACGGUUUGAGUCACCUGAGAGACCCUGUAAAAUACAGUAGGACUAAUUCUUUGUACACUCCUGGGAACUACGCCACGUACAGACCGAAAAGAACGAGGAAUUCCGCUAUUAUAUUAAAAGAAAGCGAAAAGGAACCGAGCCCCGAAAAUAUACUUGAGAAAAUAAGGAAUAGAAAGAUCUCAAUCAGUGUGACGAGGAAAGCCGACUCUGAGGAUUCACUGCCAAGAUCCAAUGUCUCAUCUAAAAGCGAAGGCGACGGUGCAGAACGCUCUGAGAAAACUGACUGAGCGACGCUACUGACCUCUCUGCGAGAUACAACAUCGGCCGUUUGUCAUCAAACAUUAGCAUUUCAACAGCCCCUACAUAUAACUUAUUUAUUGAUUUUAGAUUUAUAAUUAAUUCACAAACUUACAUGUUUUCCAUCGAUCAUUAAUUGCUUCUUGCUGUUUAAAUAAUUGAUUUAUAAUAGUUCUUGCCACUGAGCUGUAGUAUGCAUUUUACACGUAUAAGUUAAGACGCAGUUAAAUACUCAAAUGUAAAACUAUUAUUUGGGAAUUGAACUUUCCUUAAACUUAGUGAAGAAUAUAAUAAUAUAGUUGCAACGUGAACAUAUAAUUAAGAUACGGCGUGAAAUAACUUUUCUAAUAUUUUAAGAUAAGCGAGGAAUUGCGUCUAUUGAUAUGACAGUAACAGUAUGAUAUGCUUCUUGAAAUCGAAUUGACUAUAGUUAUUUAUUAAUGAAAGUUGAAAAUGUUUUGCAAAUGAAUAACUUUUUUUAAGGAAAAGUUUAUAUGAAACACAUCUUACGUGCCUUUAUACAACAUAAGCGACUGGAUUUUAUAUAAAUUAUUAAUUAGACGAGGGCGACACGAUUUUUGUGUGUUUGCACAAAUAACGCUGGUUAUUUUUAACUUUAGCUGUUGUAAUUGACUUUGUAUGCUGCCGAAGUCAACUUAAGUUAUAAUGUUAACAAACAUGAAAGUAUUGAAAGCUAAGUCACGAAACAGUUAUCGAAUAGAAUGGUGCUUAGUUGAAGAUUUUCUUAGAACAUAAUUUGUAUUUAUAGAAUGAUAUGUUAAAGAAUUUGUAGGUAUUACUAUAAUAUAUCAACGAAAGUUUUGUGUUUCCUUUCAAACGUAAUUUAUAUUUUAUUUGUAAUUUUUUUAAACUAUAUAAAGGAAUUGUUUGCAAUCGUUGCCAUAUUCACCUCUCCGUAGUGGACAGUGGUCAGCUAGGCUAUAGGUGAGCGUUCUUUGACAGUUUAAACAUUACAGACAUUUAACGCCAUCUACAUUAUUUUUCAUAUCGAAUCUAUUUAUUAAUUUUUUUUUAUUAGAUUGAGUCUAUUUAUUAGUGUGUGGUGAUUGUUAAUAUUUGUACUGCCUGUCAUGGUAAAGCGAUACUGUGAUCCUUAAGAUAAAUAUUAAAAUUACUAUCACACGUGUUUUGUAUUGAAUGUGAAUAAAUCAUAUAGUUGAAAUGCA
Papilio xuthus (Asian swallowtail) is the source of this 7515-nucleotide messenger RNA. It is a transcript of the gene Nuak1, whose product is annotated as Nuak family kinase 1. The coding region runs from base 226 to 6318 and encodes 2030 amino acids. Gene Ontology annotation, biological process: intracellular signal transduction; microtubule cytoskeleton organization; protein phosphorylation. The transcript has 24 exons. NCBI's taxonomy places the organism in Eukaryota, Metazoa, Arthropoda, Insecta, Lepidoptera, Papilionidae. Gene Ontology annotation, cellular component: cytoplasm. The record is from RefSeq and is a predicted model, not a curated record. Gene Ontology annotation, molecular function: tau-protein kinase activity; ATP binding.